AUGUUGAGGAUUGAGGACUUGACCUAUCUGAACUGCCCAAUAUCACGUAAGGAAAUUAUAUUGCAAACUAUUAAUGUCCAUAAGUUAUCUUUUUUUGAAAAUAACGAUAGACUGAAAAGCGUUUACUAUGAUAAUUGCUGAAAUCGAGAUGAAAGGCCAACCAUGUAUCGAAAGGCCAGAUGGUUAACAGUCCAAGGUUUGAGCUUGUAAGUACGGUUCGAUACUGUAGUGUAAUGAGUUUGGUACAGUACCGUAUCCUUACUAAGCACAGCCAGCCAGAAUUUUUUUUUUUCAAACUUGGUAUAGUAGAUCCCCUUAGCGGGCCCUACGUCUGAUUGUAGUUACGGUUCAUUGUUGGCCCGAUGCUCGUCAAGCAGGGUUAUUUAUUCAAUGCCCUUGAUAAAUGUGAAUAUCUUGUCACUAUCUUGGCAUAAUAGGGGUGGGGGAGGGGGAAGGGGAGUCCAAACCCGCCUCCCUUAUCGCAUCCCCGCCCCUUUUUUCAUGGUUUCCUCGCUUUAGUCCAGUCUUGAGAUACGAAAUAUCGGUUGCGUAAUUCCCCCUAUUUUACCAGCUUCCCACUAUUUUGGGGCUCCCACCUUCCGUCCUUUCCUCUCCCGCCUCCCGUACCCCUUCGUCCCCUAUUCUCCUGGUCUCCCACCCCCCCUGGUGCUUAUUUACAACUACCCCUUGCGUUCCAAAGGAUUUCCUCAAAAAGACAUGCUUUCUGUGCACCAGGCGGCUUGAGAAAUGCUGCGGUUCUUGAAUCUACUUUUUAUCAUUCUUGGAAAUAAGGGCGCUGAAUUGUCAGUGGUUAAAAAAAUGAAACAAAAAAAAAAAAAAAAGCGAUGAAACACCAAGAGCCAUGGCUCUUGGAAACACUGAUAAGAAAUGCUUGGCAAAAAGGCCAUAAAAAUUUUCAUUAAUUAGAGAAAAAUAAAGCUUCAAAAACAGUAAUGGAUUGAAAGGCACAGCUUUGAUUCCUAUGUGGAGUCAACGCACAUCGAUGCAGUUACUUUGUCCAAUGAAAAACCUUACAAACAAUCUGGAUAAUUUUAAUCGCAUUAUUUAGAUGUCUUUUUUCUUUCAUUUUAAUUUUCGUUACCGCGUUCCCAUGUACUGACUAAGCUCUAUUAAUAUCCAAAGGGGAAAAUGAUGCCAGGCUGGAAUUUCGAACUUGAAAUGUUUAGUCAGCCCCUAAUUUGUCAAAUUCUUUUCAGGCAAAACUUUCGAACCUUUAUAUGAUCCUAAGUUCUGGUUCAGCAGAUUUCAUCGUAAACUGGGGAGAUCAUUUACGUGUCAGCAUUUUUUUAAAAUUUUAAAAUUUUAUUUUCUCGUAAAUAAAAUUAUUUAAAGUAAGUAGGCUUAGUACACUUUGUGUUGACCAGAGUUAACCAAUGUGACCGAUACAUAUUUGCUUUCACUGUUCUUGGCAAGAGUCUUGCACGAAAAGGUCACCUCUCAGACCGUCAAGAAUUUCCGGUUAUCUUCAUUAAAAUUCAAUCAACAUAUAUGAAGUGUACAAAAACCGAAAAAAUACGUGUAAUACCAUCUGGACCGACAAAAGCAUAACAUCAUGAUACGAGAAUUAUUCUCUGCGUAUUCUUUAUGCACUGAUUUUAGUACACUUUAAGUUCUUUCCACGAUGAGUGGCGUUUAACGUUAUCUGUUAUACUGUUACUAUCGUGGUUUUGGUGAGAUAAGAUUGUGCUUUCAGUGCUGUUUUUAAUAAAUUAAAUAAGGUAAUUGUGACAGUGCUAUUAGCUUGCGUGAACGGGUGUUACCCAGAUCGUGACCUUGUCCAGUCAAGAGUUUUGAAUAGCCGGCAAAUAACAGACGAAAAUCUGAACGUCAAAACUUUGGGGGAAAAGAAUUUUAAAACUAAGAUAACAAAUUUUCUUAAAAUCCCUGCAAUUAUUCUCUUACGCUCAUCAAAAGUUCUAAUUAGUUUUAAUUUCCUCUCAACUGGAAAGUAACAUUGCAAAGAUAAGGACUGAUCGUGCAGAUAUGACAAGUUCCCAAGUGUGAUCUUUUCGGAUACGAUCGGUAUCUACCAAUCACAGCCCAUUCCUGAUUGUUUAUUAAGCGAGAGAGGGAAAUUCAAUAAUUUAGAUUGCCAGGCGGACAAACACGAACAACGACACCCUUUGUAUUAACGUGGAAGAUUGCUACAGCGCCGAUUGCAAGGUAACCUUGAACUUAAAAGGAAUCCACUUGAUAGCAUAAAAAACCUGUGUCUUGUAUUUGUAAAAUGUGAUAUUUUCCAAUUUGUUGCUGACGAUACUGUUCUUAACCAUGGGACGUACAGGUUUCCGUUACUCUUUGAAAGUUUUUGGCGGGCUAUUUAGUUGAUACUGGUCUGACAAGGUGAUAGUCUCCUGUAACGAAAGCGUUCGCUCAGGCAGACAACUCGUGUACAAAUGAAAAAUCUGCUGAUAAAAGCUUAAUGAUAUUUGCCUAACGCCUUAAAUUAAACAACCACGCAUUUUUAUUCUACUGAUUACACGGUCAAUAAUUAAUCUCGGUGUUCCCUUGUCGGCGGUCUCACAUUCAAAGUCAUGGAAAUCGAAUAGCUGACAAUAUUUUGUCGCGUUUCACCGCUUUGCGGCAACUUUGAACAGAAACUGGCAAGUAAUGAGGUUUAAAUUUCAAAUAAUUUAUUUCACAUCAAAAUUUAGUAAUAGAGGAAUGGCAUCCAAUAAAUUUAAAACAGUUGAAAAUAAUGACGUUGGGCUAUCUAUGGUUUCUCUCGUUUCAGUAAAGCUUUAUAGGAAGUCGUAAUUCUCCUGGACCGUUUAAACAAAACCAGAGGCUUAAAGAUAUUAUAACCCUUAAAAAUAUCUCCCAAACACUCAAAAAAUAACAAUCUUAAUUUCCACAAAGAAGCUUUUGUCGUAAUUAAAUAUCUGGUAAUCAUACUUCUUGCAACAAAAACACUGAAUUUGAUUACCUUUGUGAUUAAUACAACUAAUAAAACUCUCUUAAUAAUGAAUAAAAAUACCCGUUUUGGCGGCCCGACUUAGCUUUUAAAUUAAAACUACAAGCUAACGAUUUUGGGUUACAACAGUAGUUUAUUCCGGCGACCAUCAUGGCUAAAAUUAAAAUUCAGGUCGAAAAAUCAUGUCUCGCUGUGGUAAGUCGGUUAAGUCUACCAUUUUUAAAAUCUUAAAAGUAAAUUGCUUCUUCUUGCAGAUACAAAAUAACGGCUUAGGAAGCGAUUAAGUAUUUUGAAUGGGCGAAAUUCUCUUGCGGUCCGCGGGAGUCUUUCAUCCCUUUAAAGAGAAAUAUUCUAACUGUUCCGCCCUCUGUUUUUUUAAGUUAUUGACUGUAUUCAUUUAAAAGAUUUUUAUUUUGCUGUGAUCCGUUCUUUAAGUUGUCGUAUACUUAAAAAGCCAACUAGUGGUCUAUUAUCAAUGCUGCGUUCUGAUUGGUUGAGCGACUACUAGGUUAUAUGUUAUAGCCCACUAGUAGAGAAAAGCGCCGGCUUUGAAAACCAAAAUAAUAGCAGCUGAAUCGCGUUUUGCUAGCUAAAGUUGCUUUGUCUCGAUAGUUUUGACCAACUAGUUGGAUUUUACUGAAACAAUUAUUCCUCUCGACCUCAUGGCCUCUGAGUCAAUAGCCCAUGAGGCCGAAGGCCUCAUGGGCUAUUGACUCAGAGAAAAAAAAAAGUAUACCAUUAGCUAUACUAAAUCAGGUUUUAUAAUUUUGUUUCAAAAUCCAAAUGGACGCCACGCGCUUCCAUUUUCGAUUUUCAUAGAGUGCCGAAAUAUCAGUUAAAGCCACGUGGCUAGCUUGCGAAUACAGCUGUCUCAGCGAGCGGGAGAGACGGCUUGUAUUCGCAGGUUACAAUACUAGUCAAAAAUGAAACACUCGUGUGCCGUUUCCAUUUCCAUUCCUCAAUGGUGAUUUGGGUAUCACAGUCGUCUCAUUGUUCCAAAGUAGCGCAACAUUGGGGAAGGAUAGAGUCACACUUCAGUGAGAACAAAGGAGUUGAAGAAUGAAUGUAAGAAAUUUUCAAGAAGAGUCAAGAGAAAUGGGUUGUUUACCAUUCACCAAAAUUGUCCGGGAAAUCCGGCUGGAAAGUGAACGGAACACGACUUUUUGGAUCGCUCCAGCGGAAAAUUUGCGGGAGCAACGAAACAUCUGAAAAGGUAGUCCUGUUUUUGCGGGCGGAAUAUUACAAUCGGAAAUUAGUGUUCCAUUUCUUCAAAGUCAACUUUAAUACCGGUUCAGGCCUUUGCGGUCGUUUUCCGGUAAAUGGAUCUGAUUUGUACAAGUGGUAAACGUGAUUCCGGGACGAAAUUCACCACGGUCGUGAAUUUUGCGUACCAUUUGCCUAUACCGUGGACCGACCGGUUUGCCUAUGUAAAUGGUACACAACCACGGUGUCUGUUUAAAAACUAACGAUUUGUGACUAGUGUUGAAGCCACGUGCCUCUUCCGAUAAGAUAAUUAACUACGACUAAUUCAAUUAACAAUUAACUGGCAACGACUUCCCCUGCGGUACUGUCUUUCAACUUAAGAUCCCGACACGAGCUUUGCAGUCUUACAGUCUUGCAGUUCUUGCAGUCUUGCCUGAUGAAUUCUGUUUCACAAUUCGAUUGAAUUCUAUGUACUCACGGCGGUGAAGUGUCCGGCAAGGCAAUUCUUUUUUAGAAUGAUUCUAUAUUCACUUUCGAUCGUGUUCAAAAAGUCUUUUGUUAUUCCAAUGCUUUCGAGCUGAAGUUCCAGAGUCUGUCCUUGGAUAUUUACGCCUGAUAUUACAAAAACCCCUCGAGAGGUCCUUAUCAUUCAUCAAGAGCUCUUGCUUUCAUCGGCGGUAUUGGAAAGGUCCUCGAUUCUUAUUUGACUACAGAAAAAUUCCUUGAAUAUUUACCAUUUGUUUUUUUAAAGAUUUGGUAGAGUCGGACUAAAGCUGCUUUAUUUUAAAAAAUACCUCAACAUCCUUCUUUCAGUUCCGCAAAGCCACAACCAUCACUUUUAUAAUACAGCAUAUUUAUUUCUUUGAGGUGUUAAAAAAAAUGAAAAUAAACCAGCUGUUGUACAUUAAUUAGAUCAAAAAACCACGAGCCCAUUUUAAAGCUCUUCCGCUUUGCAUUAUGGGAACGACGAUGCUGUAAGGCCAAUUUGCUAUACAUAUGAUUUGAGUUACGGUAAGCAGUCAAAUUCCAGCCAAUUGGAUAUUCGUAAAGAGACAGGAACGAAGAAACAACAAUCAUCAAGAGCUUAUCCUUUCUUGAGAUCAUACAUUGUAAUUACAGCUGCUGAUUGAUAAAUCAUUAUCUUAUAUUCAAUUUACAACACUAGCUGCAAAGGACCACAGACGAAUCUGUCGAAGAACGUAGUAUCUACAAGAAAUCUGAUCAGGAAAAAAAAACCUUGGGAAAAAAAACACAACAACAACAACAACAAAAAAACCACAGAGACACGACAGCAAUAAAACCUUGACAGAACGGUGUUGUAGCCCAAGAAUUCUCUCUUGCAUAGUACGAUCAGCCUAGCAGAUGUACGUGUGUUCAAAUCUUACCUUUACUCGAUUUUUGAACUGUUGCGUGGGAUUCUCAGUGGGUUGGAGUUAUCUACGGUUACGGCUUAAUAUUUUGGCUUCUCUUACGGUAGCCUGCGUAGCAAGCCUUUCCAAUCGAGUUAUUGCGCGAAAGUUAGGGCUAUUCUCACGGCUAACGGUUGAUUUCUCUGCCUUAUGGUUAACAGACUUCAAAUGAAGAAGAAAAAUCAUUUUUUCUAGCUUAACGAAGAAACCGUUGUCUGAUUUUUUUUGUCUAUUGAGUCCUCCUUGUAGGCCUGUAAUUCGUAGGCUGGUCAUUUUGGUCAUGGUUGUUGUUUAUGAUCUUCUAAUAAUUCUAUCAAUAUUGUAGACUCUUGUGUAGAGUAUAUGCAGUUAGAUAAAAGAGAGCUUUACAUUAUACAGCCCCUUCAAGGCUCGUAGAGGUAACGUAGUGAAUGUCAGAGGUGUAGACCUUUUUUUAAUUUGUACAAUAUGCUUUGUUUUCGCCACUAAAAUGCUCCAUAUUUCUACUAAAAUGCUCGGUCUACCCCCAAAAUCACUAAAAUGCUCGAUAAUGCUCAUCAUACAGAAGCUUUUUCUUAUUUAUUUCAACGUGAAAAAAAAAACACGAUUAAGCUGUAUUCGAAAAGCAACAAUGUAUUCAUGGUUUUAAUACAGAAAAAUAAAAUAGUCCUCUGUAAACGGCUGUUUUAGGGUGGCAUUCGAAUUUUGUUUUCGGAAUUUCAACGUUAAGUGUUUGUUUUUUCUUAAUUUUUUUUGUUUUUAUUUUGUCCGAAAAAUAUAAUAAUUUUCCGGAAAAUUCCACUAAAAUGCUCAAAUAAUGCUUAAUGCUGUUGCCUCACUAAACUGCUCGAAAAAAUGCGAGCAUAUUAAAUGUACCGAAGUCUAAAGAGGUGCACUGGGUGUGAGUUAAUUUUUUGCCUGAAAGCAAAGUUCUCAGGCUCAGUGGCCUUUGCAUCAUCCAUGAGCAUAUUUCUAUCAAGUAUUUUGCUUGGUUUUGCUCAUCUGUUCUUAUGCUCAUCUUGUUCCCCAUAAUCAAGUAAAUAUAAUGCCACAGUGACCGAUCGGGUAAAGAGAACUUGGAACUUACAAAGGUGAUCGAACGAUAAGAAUAUACUCACUGAAAGAAACGAUGCAUUUAGCGUACAAGUAGACUCUCCUAGGCACUUGGAAAUAACAUUUGAUUCCAACUUAACGUGAAAAAACCACAUAAUCGAGGUUUGUUUGAAAUCAUCAAAAUCAGUGAAUGGGUACCUUGUAUAAAGGGGAACAAGUUGUCAAAAGCCAUACUUUUGUUAUCGGUUAUUACACUCCGUAUCUAUUAAUUAAGUCUCUUAUGGUGUUCAUGUUUAGGGUUAAACUUUUCCCUCAUUGGGCUUACACCAUUAUUUGUUAUAUGGAAAAGUGAAUCAGAAUAUAUCUUCUCGGAACCCAAAUCCCAUUCAAUUCGGCGGAGUCUUCUUUACAAAUCCCUCAACCUACUUGUCCCCAAUGAUAUUAUUCACAGGUUCAUCCCUAUUAAGACAUUUUUGAUCUUGGAAAGACAGAGGCAGCGAUUAAAACAGGCGGGUCAUGAACGUCUUUGGAUCAAAGUCUCGCGUUUCAGUAUGAUCCCCUCGGCCCUCGCCGCGCUUUCGAUACAGUUUGAUAAUAUACACUUAAUGUCAGAUCCCGAGGGAAACAGUUAGUUUUGUUUUCCCAAGAGUCCUGAUGUUUCCCGAGACGAAGUCGAGGGAAACAUCGGGACUCGAGGGAAAACAAAACUAACUGGUUUCCCGAGGGACCUGACAUUAAGUGUUUUGUUAUAUUUCUAGACUUUCACUUCAACAGCAACGAGAGAAUAACCGGAGCGAACCAAAACAGUCGACUCGGUACUUAUAGCAACACAAAUUUAAUUCUCAAAACCGCUGAAUGAAUGAUUUACAAAGUACCUUCCCUACAUUAUCUGCAUCAUUUUCCUCCACUAGCUGCUGUUUUUCUUCUGGGAACUUCUUGGAUAACUUUUUAAAUCGUUGCUUUUUAGCUUGAGGCUUCGUGUUUGUGUUGUUUUGUUCAUUCACGAAAAAGAAAACUGACAGGACCUGGCAGUAUUUUUCCCGCCUUUUGUCACGCCACUUUCCACCAUGCUUUGAUCACGUGCUGCAAUGUAUCCCGAGCGGGGUACAUUGCUUAAUGUAUCACGAUCGGGAUACAUUUGAUUUUAGUCAAGGCCAUGUGACCAAGAAUCAACCAAUGGCAGUCCCUGUUUAGUUGAGUGAAAGUCUAGGAAUAUAACAAUGGCGUUUACCAUAAUUUUCGAUACCAUGAAUUCUUCAGUAUUUUUUCCUAAUGUGGCUUCGUGUUCAUUGUCAAGAGAGGAUAAAGAUAAAAGAUAUACUGUUUCAUAAAAAUACUGAGAAAUAGAUCCUUUAAAAUGGUCACGACACAGAAACUUAGAAUUACCCGAAGCUUCUGAGAAAUAUAAGAAACAGAUAGAAUACUUAUCAUAUCAUUACACUACACUUAUCUAGAGGUUCGAUUCCCAGGGGCCGGAAAAUAUGCCUUUCUGCUUGUUGAAUUUCAAGAGGUUAGUAACAGUUGUUAGUGAUAGAGGAUAGGAGGACGUUCUUUCGAAGCUUAGAAUUGCAUAUUUUCUACUUAAAUUGUUUGUCUGGCCUUUUUGUUUAGACAGUAAAACAGUGGUUUAAAGGAUAAUGAAAAUCCAUUUUUGAUCAUUGAUUUUUUUUUUUGAGGAAGUGGAGACGCGUUUUGAACUAUAACGAAAUAUAUAUGAUUUUUUUCAUUUAUAAUUCAUUCCCUUCGCUAUUUCCAGAGUAAUGAAUGGAAAGCCCUGAUUCCAUGCCAUUUUAAACCGUUCAUAAAUGUACUAAACGAAACAAAACUCCAGAGUAACUGAAAUGACCGUUUUGCAGCAGAAGUCAAAGGUCUUAAAUCAAAUCUUGAUCAAUCUUGUUUCAAGAAAGUUUCAAGCCAACUGGUCCAUUGUGUUUUUCCUGUAACAACAACUGGUCAACGUACAGCACAGGUACAUUCGCGUAGGCCUUAGGCAGCGACAUAACCAUAUCACAAAGAAACGGUCCGCUUGCUUGCUUUCUUGAUCGACUACAGGCAGCCCAAGCUCACAUGAGAGUUUGAUCGUCUCGUAUUGCAUAAUCCUUAACAUGGCCGUGAAUAUAAAAGGAUUUGUAAGGAAAUUCAGGUAAAAGAUUCAAGAAGAUAGAGCCAAGCUAGAAUUUUCGGUAAAAUACACCUUACCCUAUUUACUUUGCUUGUUUUUGCUUGCCGUGUGGUUAUUUUCCUGAUCAAUUGCGAUUUAAGCGAUUUCCUUUCACCCCGAGUUUCCAUCGACCUCACAAGACCAGCUAAUCUGUGCAGACCACGUGAAAAACUUUCCUACGGGACAGGGAGCCGGGAGAUUUGAGACCAUGGACUCAGGCUAUUAUUUUAAUGGCAGCUACAAUUUAUUAAAGACGCACCUGGAUUGGGAGCUACCGUUUUAACUUUUCUAAUUUCAGGGGCACCCAACGAGAAUAUAGUUCAAAACCACUUAAACAUAGCAUUGUUAAACGUAUUUUGGUAUUUAAACGGUAGAUAUAGGCAUAUUUUUAUCCCCUAAAAAUUUUUCAUCUGUUCGGAUUUCCUAGCUGAAAGUCUAGUGAUCCGAAAAUUAUAGGGAUCAAAACUUACCUUUUCGAAAAUUUCAGCCAGAAAAAAGGCUCCCGAAAAUUCUAGGUGACCUUUUUAGGGUAAAAAUCCGUUGAAAAUAGGCAAUUAUACCAUUUUUUAGAUGUUCGAAAAUGCUAGGAGAAGCAGGCAAGCAAGAAAUUUUACAACAAAUGUUCCGAAAAUUCUAGAUCUCAAAUCGUCUUCCGAACAGUUAUUUUUCUGAAAAUUGUCGUUGGGUGCCCCUGUAAUUUGAGGUCAUGUCGUUAUCGAAACCCUAAAGUCUCAGUGUUCACAUGUUAUUCUCCAGACUGAUCUAUAUACAUUUCCUUAAAGAAUUGGUUGAGAGAAUUUAACUAAAUGAUCAAAGCAUUUUCUCUUUGGUGAUCACUUCUUUUAAUUCUCAUAACCUCUUCUCUAUAUGAUGUAAUGAUAUUGUAAGGAGAAAAUAUAUGUUUGUCACAUCUGAGAUCUGAGGUUAAACGUUUUAUCACCAACAGGUUGCAGUGCAUGCUAUUGCAUGUGCAUCUAGUCACACCUCUGUGUAACAUCAAUGUGGCACGUGUUGUUAUUUUUUUCCGUUGUUAUUUCAUGAUUUUUUUUAAAAUUUCACUUGACUAUUUGGUAAGUUUUGGGUACUAUCGUGUAAGACACACCUGAAAGCAUACAAGUUGUUUGCUUAUGAGGUGACCUUUUGCGAUAUUUUUCUCCCAGUUGCAUCGUUUUAUCCUGUGAAGAUGUUGCAAACACCUCUACAUGUUUAUGUGCUGUUGUUGAUGAGUCUACUUAUCACCGAUGGAGUUAACGGAAUUCGCUUCCUCAAAGGCGCCUCAAAUCAGUUUAGAAAGCGAAAGUCUAUUGAUAGGGAGCCUGACAAUUCAUUGGCGUGGGUAAGUCAAAGUUAUAUUUCAUUAAUUAAUAUAACUAACGUACUUACUCAUACUUAAAUCUUGAGUAGCGUGCUCUUGGGAUUAUUAAACGCUUCAGAUAAACUAGUUUGUUCAGCUUGUGCACUUUUGCUGCGAUAUUCCAGGCUUAGACCAAAAUCUCACUACCGGAAACGAGAUGACUGUAUCUUCAACCACGGUUCCCUACCACUCUCGUUCUCAAAGGGUGAACUUUGAUGUUGGUUUAAAGCAGCCUAUAGAGUAUUCUUGAAUUUAUUUAACUUCAACGCUAACCAUAAAAUGAAAGUAAUUAACUAAAUAUAAGAUUGGCUUAAAAGAGAGGAAAAUUGAUAACUAAGGGUUAACAGACAUUGACAUCUAUGAAUAAUGACGGCGGAAAGUCUCGCAAACCAGUAUAAGAAGCGGCACGAUAGGGCAUGUUCUCAACCCGCCUUAGCUAUUGCAUUUCAAACUUUACGACUUUCGAGUGGAAAGGGCGUCACUAAAAUAAGCAUAUUAAACUAUAAGAGAACAUUUUUUAUAGAGUUUGCUCAAAGGCAUCCCGCAAAAUAAACGUUUCUAUGACGUGAUUGCUCUGGAAGGUUUUUUCAGAUACAGUAAGAGCGCACCAAACAGUAACACUGAUACCUAACCGUUAGGCGAAGCGUUCAACUGUUUAACCGUCUUGUAGAUUUUGAAUACGUUAUGGCCUUGUAUUAUUGGUCAGAGUGCAAACACGAUUGAAUGAAGGGGCUUGACAUAGUGUCGCUUCCUAAGGUUAAGACAGGCGGGAUUCAGGCUUUACCCUGUGAUACGAGAGCAGUGCUCAGAGCUAUGAAGCUUACUGUGAGCUGCUCACUUUACGAAUUCGUAAUAUGACGUGAAGGAUGAAGACGUGAAAGUGAAAUUAUAAACUUUCAUAUCUAUUUAUACAUUUGAAUUGAGAGGGGAAAACUGAACACGUGAAAGAUCAUCGCACUUUGUGCGCAACCAUAAACUCAUGAGUGAAUGACUCGAACACAUUAGUAAAGACCGCCAUAUAUUCUUUCACGUGUUAAAUCUUUUACCCGCAAUUCAUAUAUAUGAAAUUUCAAAUAUUGAAGCCAUAUCCACACGAAUCCAGACAUUUUUGAAACCGCAUAUUUUGCCUUAAACUGCUCUGGAGAGCGGUUUCAAAACAAUGAUGUUUCCGGCGGUGACCGGCUUCACUGGCUUCGCGUGAACUGAAGGCCGAUUCGUGUAAAAAAAGUAUGGGGUUUCAAAAAUAUCCGAAUUCUUGUGGGCGUAAUCUUAUAUUAAAGUCUAGCUGCGGUUACACUUUUCCUUAGAGCUUCCCUUUGGGAAAUAGCUUGAGUUGGCCGCUAGCUCAUUGUGGGUUUUAAUCAAUUCUAAGGGGAGGGUGCACCAGUCAAUUGCGCCAUUUCUUAGUGGUGUACCCUCUCCUUAGAAAAAUCCUGGAUCCCCCCCCCCCCCCCCCAUGCGGUUUCACUUGUCCCUAGAGGUUCCCUUUGGGGAAUAGCCUGAGUUUGCCGGUUGCUAUUUUUGGGUUUUAAUCAAUUCUAAUGGGCGGGGCCACCAAUCAAUUUCCCCAUUUCUUAGUUGGGUUCCCUCUCCUUAAAAAAAUCCUGGAUCCCCCCCCCCCCUGAUUUCAUAGUUAUAUUCCAAGGUUAUACGCAUAUAAAUUGCCCUUGGGCCCGAUUUGGCGGUGAACGUCCUUCUAAACUUGCAGGAAAAAGGACUGGUGUAAAUCGUUUAACGUUUUCGUUUUCCAAUCCUACCCUUCUGACUGACUCCGCAUAAAUAAACUUUAGCGAAAGUGAUUCAGCACUUAUUUGUCAGUUUUCUUCACUAAUCCUCCAGACAGAGUGCUUGUAGCUUUCUUUAUCAUAACACGUCACCUUUUUCCCCCCAGCCAAAUUUUGCAGAACAACUUCCUAAGGACUGAACACCCGCCCCCAAUCUCUCGGUUUUAUCACAAUAAGCUGUGCCAAACAGAGUCAAAUUUUGUUGAAGCGCAGUUUUCUUGUCUAGAAACAUAUAACUGUAACUUAUAAAAUGUUCUUGAACCUUUACUCUGAGAUCCAGUUAUGAUAACACAAAAUGACACUCUAAAAAAUCUAGAGAAAUCUGAAUGCAACUGUGGAUUUAAAUUUUAUCCUGGAUUAGCGCUAAAAUCGGCCUUUCAGAAAAGGGGGAAUAAGAUCUGUCACUAAUUGCAAAAGAAGCUUUCUUACCUCUAGACAGUUAGAUUAAACCCUUAAAUGAUUAUAUAAACUAAGCACAAGAACACCUCAAAGUGGGUUUCACCGCAUAGGCCACUCUUUCCUUUAAUAUGAAAACGAAACUCUGACUACCGUAUUUAUUCGAUUAACCUCCCUGGGCGCUUAUUAAAUUUUUGGACCUUGAGAGUGGGCGCUUAUUCGAAGUGAGCACUUAUUCGAGGCUGGGCGCUUCUUAAAUUUUCACCAUUUUCAGCAAGUGUAGUAUGUUUAUUUUGCAACAAAACAAUAAAUGCUAAUAACAAAACGCAAAGAAGUAACAAAUCAAGGUUUCUGUAAAAUACUCUGAAGAAAACUCCGACCUCGGGGAGGUCUCCUAUUAGAAAGCUUUAGAUCCGAGUUUACCGUGAACCUCUAACCGCGAUUUACGGUUACCCGUUUGCGGUUCGACGUUCAAACAUAAUUCGAUUUAGAUUGGCGGUGGAUUAAAGAAGUGGAUUCUGGUUUAUUUUUCCAUUUAGAAAUAGAAGAAAAAUCAGCCGGUGAAAAUAAAAUAAAUUUACGGUAACACUGGGUUAUCUAGCAGCAAAGAGCUGUAAUUUUUUACAUGAGUUCUUCUUGCAAUUUUACGGCCGCCAUUUUGAAUCACCAGCCAUGAAUGACACUUGUUUUUAAGAUCCAAUAGGAUUUAUCAAAUUUAGCAUUUCGCCCGAAUUUGUGCCUCUGUUAAUGGAUAAAGACUUGCUCCACAAGAUUUUUGUAUCAUUACGUGGGAUAAAACAAGAAUUAUACGCUAAAACCUUUCAGAUAAAUGACAUACGUGAAAACGCACGGCGUAAACCUCAAACGUGACGCGAAAGACUUGUCACGUGACCUCCAGCGGUUAGAGGUUCGCGGCAAACUCGGAUCUAAAACUCUCCAGUAAUUAGUCCUUAUUCAAUUUCAAUUUCAAUCUCAUUGUCACUUAAGUGGGUGGGGUGGAGGUGGGCGCUUAUUUGAGUUUGAUUGGGAGGAGGGGUUGGGCGUGGGGGUGGGCGCUUAUUCGAGGCUGGGCGCUUAUUAAAUUUUUCUGCCGUUAGGAUGGGCGCUUAUUCGAGGUGGGCGCUAAUUCGAGGUUGAGCGCUUAUUCGAAUAAAUACGGUAAACUGGAGGCGGAUUGCUUCUUUGAUUGAUUAUAUCAUUCAAUCAAUCAAUCUUUCAUUUGCCACUUAAUUACAACUGUAUUACAUCUAUAACAUAAUCUAUUAGCAGGAGAUGUCUGCAAGCUCAGCUGAGCUUUUCCGGGGAGGUCCCCUUUAAUUUAUGCAUUACAAACAUUCGUAUUGAAUAUGGUGGCCUUAUUCGUCUUGAAUAUGUUGGCAAGAGUAUUACACUGUAUAUAUGUUCCACUAUGUAGAGUCAGUAUAUUUCUGUUGAACAACUAUUUGAAUUUUCUUUUAAACUACUGCAAAGACUUAAUUUCCUUCAGACAAUUUGGCAAACUGUUCCAUAUCUUACUGAGAAACGUCUAUAAUUAGUUCUUUCAUACUUAAUGUGUACUUUGUUAGCGGAACUUGUAUUAGUAUAGGUAAUAGCAUGAUCUGUAGUGAUAUUUGGCAUAAAUACCACAAGUGAUAUUUCAUUUAACAAUAUGCAUUAAAGUGCUCGGCAGUCCGCUCACUUUAAACUCUGUUAAAACUUUAUAGUGCUCACCAUAAAUACGCUUUAUAGUGCAUGUUUAGUACGAUAAUAAACAAAUAUGAACUACCCAUAUUAGAUUUGUAAUUUUCACACGUAGGUAUUUCAAAUUAAGCUGAAAUACCACUGCUCUAAGCCAAUCAAAUUGCAGAAAUUUCUCAUGUAGUAGUAUAAUAGGAAUGAAUAAUUAUUAUUCUCCGAAAGGUAAUCUGAAUAAGAUGGCGGCAAUUGUCCUCUAAAGAAAGAAUACAUGAAUAGUGCCAAUAGAUAAGAGUUUAACUCAUAUAUUGUUAGUAAAUUUUAAAAAAAGGCAUACAAGCCUUGUUUCCUGUGUAGAGAAAUCAUGGAAAUUGCGAUAUUUUCCUCGAGCCAGGGACUAGUUAUUCGCCCUAUAUGUAAGGUAAUCCGGAUUCUGGAAUCUGUGAAUUUUUUGUUUGUGAAAUCCGUAAUCCUGGGUCCAGUUAUUCGAAGGCCGAUUAGCGCUAACCCGCGGUUAAAUUUUAAUCCGGGCUUCUUUCAUUUUCUUCUGUUCAAAAGCAUCUUCUCGGAUAAAUUUCCUUACUACUUUUAGAGUAUACAAUCAUAAACUUAAAUCACUUAUAGCGCGGAAUCCAGAAUCCAAGACUGUCUUGGAUCAAUAUCUUACAUGGGGCGAAUGCUAUUAACAAAGUGAUUGAAAAACCCUGUAAUGUCGUCGAAACUCUAAAAUGAACUGCUAUGUCUUUUAUGAAGAGUGUAUUACGACAGCGAUAAAAUUUUAAGAUGAAAAUUGAGCGUGAACAGCCAGCGUCUCUAGUGUUUGGCACAUGUUACCUCCUCUAGAUGUGAUAUCCCCUCUCAGUUCUUCUAAAAAUGGCUUUGCCGCGAGGAUAUUGCUGUUAUAAGUCAAUCCUUUCUAAAUUCAUUACUUAGAGCCUUUACUUCAACACAAAACGCUCCUGUAGAGGUAGAGUGGUUUUCGUUUGAGUGUCGUAAAACCAAAACCAAAGUAAUUACUCUGGCCAAUCACAUAGGACACAGACAAUACAUUGAACCAAUCAAAACUCGAAGUAAUUACAUGUGGCUGAUGCAAAGCGCGGGAAAAUGCAUGCGAGCGCGUCACAAUUGGCUUUGGUUUUACUUCUGAUUGGAUGAAAAGGUGACGCGAAUCUUUUAAGCCAAUCGCAUCGUGUAGAAAGUGCAAAACCAAUUACUUUUCGACACUCAAAUGAAAACCGCUCUAUUAAUCAAACAGAUUUCAUCAGGGAGCACUAACCAUAAUAGUAUUUUGAUGAUUUUUGCUGGCACAGUUUUAAGCAACUUUUUUCAAAUUUCAAUCCACGUCUAUCCUUGCCAUCUGUUUUAACUGACGAAAGGAAACAGUUUCAAUGUCUAAAUACAUGUAUAUUCUUAAAGAACAAAGCAGCACCAUUAUUUUUUAAAUUCAAUUGAUGCAAAAAACGUUUUAGCUUUAUAAAAAGAUAGCAGAUGGCGUGACAUAGCACAUGACGUGACAAUGCCCCUUUAAAAGCUUCAAUUUUAUGACGCUCUUUCAUUUACUAUUUGUUGUUUUGUCUUCACAGUGUUCUCGGUCGUGUCCACGCGUCUGUCGAGUGAAGGCAGUUGACGGGCGGUUUGAUCUACACUACAGUGAUUGUGACUGUGGGGUACAUUGCUAUUGUGUCUACAGUGAAACGCGGGGCAGCAAUUAUCUCUACAGAUGCACGCCAGUAUAA
This is a messenger RNA of Porites evermanni, 15684 nucleotides long. Lineage: Eukaryota; Metazoa; Cnidaria; Anthozoa; Scleractinia; Poritidae. The record is from the annotation of a GenBank genome assembly.